Messenger RNA from Siniperca chuatsi (mandarin fish), 4783 nucleotides. RefSeq names its product immunoglobulin superfamily containing leucine-rich repeat protein 2-like. NCBI's taxonomy places the organism in Eukaryota, Metazoa, Chordata, Actinopteri, Centrarchiformes, Sinipercidae. The record is from RefSeq and is a predicted model, not a curated record. The transcript has 2 exons. The coding region runs from base 300 to 2450 and encodes 716 amino acids. Gene Ontology annotation, molecular function: protein binding.
UUCCCCUUUAAAAUGUUUUGGAAACGUCGAUGCUGUUCUGUCCAGAGCUGUGAGGAGGGGGGAGGAAGGGGGAGGGGGCCGGGAGAUAACUCAGUGUGACAUAUAGGCUUUUCACAGGCAGGAGAAACCCCGCAGAGGUCACACGCGCGUUUUCACCAUGUAGAAGCAGACAGACGGACUGACUCAGCUUCAUCUUCAAACUUCAACACAACACGCACCCUGGGCUGCUGUGACUGCAAACACCGACUGACGUAUUCUAUUUCUCCACAGACACAAGAUAAAAAACGCAGGAGCAGAAAAUGGCAGCCACAGAUAUCCUUUACUUCACUUUGUGGAUCGCCACAGUCUUCACCACCGGACUCGGAUGCCCUGAGCUCUGUACCUGCUCAGAUAAAUACGGCCGACAUUUUGCUGAAUGCUCCUACAAAAACUUAAUUGAAGUCCCAGAUGGUUUGCCUCCUAACGUUACAACUGUGAGUCUCUCUGCUAACAAGAUCAGUCUGAUACCAAUGGGGAGCUUCGACAAUGUCACCCGGGUGACGUCGCUGUGGAUGGCCCACAAUCAGAUCGUCUCCAUCGAACAAGGGACCCUCACGCCUUUGGUUCACCUGCGUAACUUUGACAUCAGCCACAAUAAAAUUGAAGACUUUCCUUGGGAGGAUCUGCAGAGCCUCACAGGCCUGCAGCUGUUGAAGAUGAACAACAACGAGAUGGUCCACCUGCCGAGGGACGCCUUCUCCAACCUCAAAGACCUGAGGUCCCUCCGACUCAACGAUAACAAAUUCAUAACCAUAGCUGAAGGGACGUUUGAGGGUUUGGUGUCUUUGUCCCAUUUGCAGAUUUAUAAAAAUCCUUUUGCAUGCACCUGCUCCCUCGACUGGCUCAGAGACUGGAUUUCAACAACCACCAUCACAGUCCCAGAGCAGAAUUUGAUCAUUUGUGCAUCUCCAGAGAAACUUAAAGGGGAAGUGAUCGGAAAAUUGCCCGAGUCAAAGUGCACAAGCACAAAUGUCACAAUACGAACUGAGCCAAACAUUCACAACACAACUUUCUAUGAGGGCAGUUCAUUGGUCUUGACUUGUGAAUUCACAGGAAACCCAAAGCCCCUGGUCAUGUGGAAUAUUCACAGCAAAGGCCAGAAGCAAGAAUUGGCUUUGUCGUUCACCGAGGAUGACUCAGCAGAAUCAAAUGCGGACUCCUUACUGUCCCACAAUCCUGUCAAAGUCUUUUAUAAUGGGACUCUUAUCAUUUCACACCUUAGGAAGGAAGACGGUGGCAACUACAGCUGCUCGGCCACAAAUGAAUUUGGAAGAGCUGAGGAUUCGGUGUCAGUGGAGGUGGUGGCUUCCCCAAAACCAACACCCAUAAAACAAUUGACCACAACACCUACUUACUCUAAAACACACCCAUCUAUACACCAAACAACAGACAAAACAUCUGUUUUUGAUUCUGUGCGUCUCCCUGAUUUAAAGAGAAAAGAAAUCGUGAACAUCGCACCCACUGUGGAGAUCAAGUCUUCGGAGGCAACAAGAUAUCCGUCACAUGCUAGUAAAUGUGGCUUGACGGCUAAUACGAGAUACAUUUCUAGCCAUGUCUUUAACGGGAGCCUGGAUGAUAUCAAGCAGUACACAUUUGACUUUGGUGUCAUUGCAUUAGGGGUGUCAGAAACAGAGGCGACAGUGCGACUCAAUCCUCUUCUCAUACCCAGAGACAAGAGCACCAACCGGGCCGUCGCCGCCACCAUCGCUGCCGCCACAUCGGAGAGCUUUCACACUGACAGUGAAGAGCGUAAAGGCCUUUCAGAUGUUUCUGAAAAAGUCCAGUCAAAUGGCUUGUAUCUGUGCAUCACUGACGACCACAAACACUCAGCUGUGCAGUGGUCGAGGAUCAAAGAGGGCAUCAACACGUAUCUGUUCAGUGGUUUACACCCUGGCACCAACUACUCCAUGUGUCUGACCUACAGAGGGGAGGACUGUGAGGUCCAGGUGCUGUUCACCACCAGGAGGAGGGUACCGAACCUCAUCAUCAUCAUCUCGGUCAGCAUCUGCCUCCUCACCGUGUCUACUGUGCCUCUCCUCGGAGCAACAUGCUUCCACCUGGUGUACAAAUACCGCAGCAAGACCUACAAGCUGAUCCUGAAGGCCAAAGACCAGUACCACAUGGAGAGAAACCUCGCUGCCAACUUUAACAUCCACGCAUCUCACACCGAGUCUCAGAGGAAGAAUAACGGCAGCCAGCUGGACGAGGAGGAGGGGGAGACGGAGACAGAGAGCGCAGACGGAGAGAAAGAAGCCGAUACAGAAGAAAGUAUCAUGACUGAGUCAUUUACUUUGUCUCAGUGCAGGGGGAAUUUAGACAACUGUGAGGUAGGAUCUGAGUAUAGUGAUAGGUUACCUUUGGGAGCUGAAGCAGUGAAUAUUAUAAGCAACUAUAAAUAUCCAAAUCAGUAAUUUUUGACUGACUGACAUAACAUCAUUUGCAGCUUUCUUUUGCAUUUGGUAAAAGGGUAAAACAGGAUUUUUUCAGUUUGUGCCAAUGGUUUAGGUUCCCGUUAGCCUUUUAAAGGCAAUCCAGAAAUAUUGCUUUGUUCCACAGAGAUCUGACAAGACUCAAAGUACGUUUACUUGCUUUAAACCACACCCCAAGCUGCAUCAUUCGGUGACCAGACAGUCUACCAGCUGCCAGGCUCUAUCGAUUGUCAGUGGAUGUUUUCCAGACAAACGUUUUGGUGAAAGCUGAACUAGGCCUGGCUUAGGCCCUGUUAACCUUGUUACUACAUACUUGAAAUAGGAAAUAUCACGGUUUGUUUUCCUCCUAUCAAAAUAGGCAAUUUUCUGUUAUGCAUUCAUGUACGCUUCUUAAAAACAACUUCUAUAAAAAACACUUGAAAGCAAAAAUACAAACAGUUUGUGUUCCAGAGAGAGAAACUGAGUGCUGAACCUCAAAAUUAUAAAUCAAAGCAUUCAAUGUCUGUGCAGCUUCAUAUUUUAUUAAGAUGUUAUUGGUGAUGUGUUUCAGUCAGAGGCCUUCCUCAGAGCAUGAGAAGUGUUUAAAGGAAUAGUUUGACUCUUGCAGAGCGUUAGAUGAGAACAUCAAUACCACUCUCAUGUCUGUCUGGUAAAUAUGCAGCUACAGCCAGCAGCCUGUUAGCUUAGCUUAGCUUAGCACAAGGACUGGAAACAGGGGCAAACAGCUAGGAUACUAACAGCUUUAGUAAGCUAGUUGGCUUUAAAAAACACAUAGAGUAUAGAAUAAAGAGAAAAUGCUAAGAAUUUUUUUAUAUUUCUGGAUCAAUAUCUGUCCCAAGAUACACAUAGUGAUAGACAAUCAUGGGAUGCAUAAAGCAGAUAUAUUAAAUUUAUUUAAGUAAGUGCAGUAUUUCAUAAGAGGUUUUUUUUUCUAAAAUGCCUUAAGAAAUCCCGUAAAAAAGAAAUCCUGGAUCUGGUCAUGUUCUUUGGUCCAUGGUGUACUUUCUACCAAAUUUCAGUAAAAUCUGCUAACACCAUUUAGAGACACUUGACGGACAGAAAAACAGAAAAAGAUAUCACCUCCUUGGCAAGGUUAUAAUCCAUCACAGUAAACACGAAGGCUUAUUUGUUCAUUUGUGCCUCUCAAAAUUUUGUAGCAACGUUCGACUUGAGCCACUGAUAACCAUCAAUUGCCAAAAUGUUCUCAGAGACUGACAGUGCCGUCCAUGAAGUCAAUCCUUAAAUAAACAAUAAAUGGGUCCUAAAGUUUUUUAAAAGUCUCUGUAUUAACAGUAUUUCACCAUGUCCAAGUUAAUAGUUUUCAACAGCACAAACACCCAGAGGAAGAAGUCUCUGCCAGUGAAUAAUCAAAAUGUCUUAUUAUAAACUUAAUUAUUGCCGCUGUCUAUUUAUUUAGAGCAUCUUUGUUAAAACCUGUUUCUAAUAAACAGCUAGUGAGUGAAAACAAGACCGGAGCACAAAACAAAUUGCCCUGAUUUGUGCUAGCUGGGGUCAGGAUGAGGACGGUGGUUACUAUCAAGAUAUGUUUUCCAACAAGAAAAGACGUCUUAAAUCAAAUGUAACAAAGCUUGUAUCACAUGUGACAUGCAUUGCAAAAUAAUUAGAAAAAAUGUCAACUAGAUAUAGGCAGUAGUAAAUGGGCUAACUGUAACUAAACGAUACCAGUAUUCUGCUUUAAACUACUUACAGUAAAUUUGUGCUGUUGUAUUGCGAGUGCAGUAGCUUUAAAAUGCAGAAACUCAAUCCUCUCAUCAGGGAGUUUAAAUGUUUAGAAAAACUGUGUUGUUUCAAAGAGAAAACCGUUGUGUCCCGCAGCUAUGAGCUCGUUGUCCAGUUAUACUGUGAACAUUUCCUAUGAAGAUAACUGUUUUCAUGUUGAAAAAAAAUUGGGUGUCUUAAAUAAGCUCUCUGUCUCGCUGGUGAAAAAUGUGGACAAGUUAGUUCAAUAUCAUCAUCCACCAAGUCUACUGCCGUGUAUAACAGUACAAGCACUUCUGAGUGUGGAUGUGAAGUUAUUGCCUUGUUGUAUGUGGGUCAUGGGUCCAUCCUGUUGUGUUUCCCAGAGUACUGUGUUAGAAGACAUGCAUGCUGCCUGUUGUUGAGUCGCAGUAUGCUGUGUCUUGUGUAAAUAUUCUUGACUUAAAGAAUAACUUUGGGCCUCUGUUUGCUGCUGUCUUUUUUUUUCUGUUUUAUACCCCUGUAAUAAAGGAAACAGUAUGUUUUUACCAAAGUGUUUGAAUAUCCUCACUAACUCUCCUAAUCCUAUGUGCCUCAAUAAAGUUUUGACAAAGGAA